Messenger RNA from Funneliformis mosseae, 1194 nucleotides. NCBI's taxonomy places the organism in Eukaryota, Fungi, Glomeromycota, Glomeromycetes, Glomerales, Glomeraceae. The record is from the annotation of a GenBank genome assembly.
AUGGAGAAGUUUGAUCGAAAAGCUGAUGAAAAAUUAGUUUUUGAAACCAGUGAAGAUGUCAAAGUAGUUCCCACCUUUGAUUCUAUAGGAUUGAAGGAGGAUCUUCUAAGAGGGAUCUAUGCUUAUAAUUUUGAAAAACCGUCGGCAAUUCAACAAAGAGCUAUCGUUCCUAUAACUAAAGGCCGCGAUGUAAUUGCACAAGCACAGUCUGGAACGGGUAAAACAGCUACUUUUUCCAUCUCUAUCCUUCAAUGCAUAGACACAACAGUCAGAGAAACCCAAGCUCUUAUUCUCUCACCUACGAGAGAAUUGGCAACUCAGAUACAGAGUGUAAUAUUAGCACUUGGUGAUUACAUGAAUGUGCAAUGUCACGCAUGUAUAGGAGGAACUAGUGUUGGAGAGGAUAUUCGUAAACUAGAUUAUGGUCAACAUGUUGUUUCCGGUACACCAGGUCGCGUUUUUGACAUGAUCCGACGUCGAAAUUUACGAACUCGUCAUAUAAAGAUGCUUGUAUUAGACGAAGCUGAUGAAUUACUUAAUAAAGGUUUCAAAGAUCAGAUAUAUGACGUAUAUCGUUAUCUUCCACCUAAUACACAAGUCGUUCUUUUGAGUGCUACGUUACCUUACGACGUACUUGAAAUGACUACAAAAUUUAUGACAGAACCAGUUCGUAUAUUGGUUAAACGUGACGAAUUGACAUUAGAAGGAAUCAAACAAUUUUUUGUUGCCGUUGAAAAAGAAGAAUGGAAAUUCGAUACUCUAUGUGAUUUGUAUGAUACGCUUACAAUUACACAGGCAGUAAUAUUUUGUAAUACGCGUCGGAAGGUUGACUGGUUAACUGAAAAAAUGCGCGAAGCAAACUUUACGGUUUCAUCAAUGCAUGGAGAUAUGCCUCAAAAGGAAAGAGAUGCUAUCAUGCAAGAAUUUCGUCAAGGCGCAAGUCGUGUGUUAAUUACUACUGAUGUUUGGGCCCGCGGAAUUGACGUUCAACAAGUGUCUUUAGUUAUAAAUUACGACUUGCCAAGCAACCGUGAAUUAUACAUUCAUCGUAUCGGUCGAUCUGGUCGGUUCGGAAGGAAAGGUGUUGCUAUCAACUUUGUAACUUCUGAGGAUGUUAGGAUUCUUCGUGAUAUUGAACAGUAUUAUAGUACUCAAAUAGAUGAGAUGCCAAUGAAUGUAUCAGACUUGCUUUAA